Messenger RNA from Chelonoidis abingdonii (Abingdon island giant tortoise), 2594 nucleotides. RefSeq names its product mesoderm specific transcript (gene MEST). Lineage: Eukaryota; Metazoa; Chordata; Testudines; Testudinidae. Gene Ontology annotation, cellular component: membrane. Gene Ontology annotation, molecular function: monoacylglycerol lipase activity. Gene Ontology annotation, biological process: acylglycerol catabolic process. The record is from RefSeq and is a predicted model, not a curated record.
CUGGGGGGUCCGCCCCUCUAGCAGGAUGGAACGCGCCUGUCGCCCUCAGCCCUGAGCCCAGGAUGAAAGAGUGGUGGAUUCAGGUGGGGCUGCUGAGCGUACCCCUCCUUGCUGUCUACCUGCACAUCCCUCCGCCUAAGCUGUCCCCAGCCCUUCACUCAUGGAGGGUGUCAGGAAGAUAUUUCACAUACAAGACCCAAAACAUCUUUUAUAGAGAUUCAUCAGGUGCACUCGGCAGUUCAGAUAUUGUGGUUCUAUUACACGGCUUCCCAACCUCCAGCUACGAUUGGUACAAGAUUUGGGAAGGGCUGACCCAGCGAUUUCACAGAGUGAUCGCUCUGGAUUUUGUAGGAUUCGGUUUUAGUGACAAGCCUAGGCCCCAUCGCUAUUCCAUUUUUGAGCAGGCCAACAUCGUUGAGGGGCUGCUGGGGCACCUGGGUCUCCGAAAUCAGAGGAUCAACCUCCUGUCUCAUGACUAUGGAGACACAGUUGCACAGGAACUGCUCCACAGGUAUGAACACAAUAAAACUGGAUGUGUCCUGAUCAACAGCCUCUGUUUAUCCAAUGGAGGUAUUUUCCCAGAAACUCAUUACCCCCGGUUCAUUCAGAAGAUUCUCAAGGAUGGUGGCCUACUGUCCCCCAUCAUCACUCGGCUAAUGAACUACUACUUCUUCUCCAGAGGACUUGGUGCAGUCUUUGGUCCGUAUACGCAGCCUUCAGCUGCGGAAUACUGGGACAUGUGGACAGCAAUCCGGACAAAUGAUGGAAACCUUGUUGUUGACAGUAUUUUACAGUAUAUAAAUCAAAGAAAGAAGCACAGAGACCGUUGGGUUGGGGCUCUGACAUCCACCUCUGUUCCAUUGCAUCUAAUCUAUGGGCCCUUGGAUCCUGUGAAUCCAUAUCCAGAGUUUCUUCAGCUCUACAGGAAAGUGCUUCCUAUGUCUACUGUCUCUGUUCUGGAUGACCACAUUAGCCACUAUCCACAGCUUGAAGAUCCUAUGGGCUUCCUGAAUGCAUAUUUGAACUUCAUCAACUCCUUCUGAGCACCAAGGUGGUCUUUCCCUCUCAUGCUUUGGCUCGGUAGUGUCUACUGUAUAAGCCAGGGUGCUUCCAUUUCCAGACCUGACACUUCACUUUCCUGUUCUGUGCAGAGUGAUCUUUGGGUAUGUUAGACUGCUGCAUACGCGUAAGGAAUUGAACCUUUGAACACUGGGAAGGAUUAACCUAAAGGGAGGCAUGAAAGACAAAGGGAAGUUACGGGGCUACUGAUAGGAAGUCAGCCCAAGGCCAGAACUACUAGGCCGGAGGGCACAGUUGGGAACUAGCAGUAAAGGAGAGGUGGGUCACUGCUAAUCAUGCUAUUCCAAGACUCCUUCCCUGUCCUUGUGGCCAGGAGAAGCCCAGCCUAUCCCAGGAAGCCAGUACCUCAUUUGCAACCACAUGCCAUGUAAAUCUCUCUCUCCUCUGAAAGUGCAUUUAACUGAGCUACUGUCUAGACAAGUUGUAAAAUGGGAAAAUACCUACAUUAUAAAGAUGUGAACUAGUAAUUAGUUGUCAGGCCUUGUUACCUAAUUGUUCAUUUGAAGGGCUUGUCUACACAUUGACUUUGCUGCUCUAGUUAGGACAGCAAAAUCCCUGUGGUGUGAGUGCUCAGUUUGGUAGAACUGUCUACAGAAAGGCUUUUACUGGCACAGCAUCUCCCCUGACUAACCCUGUUGUACCAGUAAAAUGUAAGCGUGGAACAGUCCUAAAAGGCAAGUUUCCUUCACCACCUAACCUCUAUUAGUACUCAACUCCAUAAUGCAAUAACAAGGUGCAAAUUUAACUGCAUUGUAGCCUCACCAGCGUGUCUUGGAAGAGAUGUGCUCUACUUUACAUACAGUGCAGAAUCAGCCUCAAGCAUAAAGUCAAGAGGGUUCUUUACUUGAAGUGUUAUUUUCAGAAGCUGUGUAUACUACACAAUUUAUAACAGUCCUAAGACUGCCAAUAUUAAAGCAAUAACUACCCUUUAUAAUUCCCUAUGGUUUUAGGUAUAAAAAAACCGGAAGUACUGGCUCUGUUGCAUACAGAGGCUUUAUGUGACCUCAUACUAUGGAAAGUAAGUCUCUUUCCUAAAGAGUUGCAAGUCCUCCCCUUAAGAGGGACCCUAUUUAACUCAGUUUUAGGCUAAAGGGUCAGAAAGAAGGUUCAGACCUGAAGUCAUGUCAUACUUCUAAACUUUAGUUAUUUGUUCCAACAUUGAGGUUGUAUGGCUUUCACACAGCACCAGAGGCAGAAACAUUACAAAAUUGAUUGUAAAGCCAUGUUGGCAGGGGACUGAGAACCACUGCUUUUUGCAACUGACCAGAUUUCUAGUUUCUAGCAUCCCAUCAAGAGGAAAGGUUUCCAAUAUGGGCUGCUUGUGCUGUACCAAACAGAUUUAUCAGUGGUCACCCCAGCUGGCAGAGUUAUUCUCCCAGGUGAUCAACAAUACUGUAAUAUGAGUUGCUAUGGCAAAACUUUUAAAGAUUCUAUUUUAUUAGCAACAGUUCAACAACUUGAAACUGGAAUGUUCAAUGUUUAUUUUCUGUUAAUAAAAAUCUGUUUUGACAAAA